Alosa sapidissima (American shad) is the source of this 1157-nucleotide messenger RNA. Its product is annotated as CMRF35-like molecule 8. NCBI's taxonomy places the organism in Eukaryota, Metazoa, Chordata, Actinopteri, Clupeiformes, Clupeidae. The transcript is spliced from 5 exons. Bases 1 to 822 code for a protein of 273 amino acids. The record is from RefSeq and is a predicted model, not a curated record.
AUGCAGAAGGAGGCCUCUUUUUCACACGGUUUUGUAGGACAAAGUCUGGAGGUAAUCUGUCUGUAUCCAACAGCAAACUACAAGUCCACACCCAAGUACUUCUGCCGUGAUCGGUGUUGGCACAAGGAUGUGCUAAUUAAAUCAGUGGCGACAAACGUCAGUGUUUCAAACGGAAGAUACUCUCUGAUUGACAACACGUCUGGUCUAUACUUCACCAUCAGUAUCAGGGAUCUGACCACACAGGAUUCUGGAACGUACUACUGUGGGUUUGACCAUUUGGGCAUAGACAGAUACACUGCAGUGCUGCUGCACGUUGUUAAUGCUUCAGCAUCAGAAUUUUCUGUUUCCACUCCUGAACCACGGGCCCAUCCACAGGACAACACAAGCAACAACAGCAACAGACCUCUACACUCUACAGGAACUGUUGUUCUCUCCGUGGUGUGUGGGGUGAGUCUAUCUUUGCUGGUGUCCUGUGUGUUGCUGUCUCUGGUGAUUCUCUACAGGAAGAGAAUUGCUGCUGGUAAAACACAAAAUGAGUCAUUUGAUCCAGUGACACCUGAGUCUCCAGCUUCUCAGGCUGUAGAUGGCGAUGGCGAUGUGCACUUAUAUGCUGGGGUAUGUGACCCUGACCCUGGGCAGCACUCAGUGCAGGACGCAGAGUUAACAGAACUCUACUUCCUGCUGCAGCCCCCAGACUCGCCUGCGGGGGGGCAGGACGAGCUCUACUCUCUGGUGGCCCCCUCACUGACCAGACAGCGCCCCCUACAGGAUCUGCCCCUCACUGACCAGACAGCGCCCCCUACAGGAUCUGCCCCUGACUGACCAGACAGCGCCCCCAACAGGAUCUGCCCCUCACUGACCAGACAGUGCCCCCAGAGUUGCCCCUGACCUCUGACCUGUGCUGAAUGUCCACACUCACAGACUCACAGACUUCGGGGGGCAUUCCCUCACAGACUCUGGGUUAGUCUUGCAAACUUCAACCUCAGAGUUAAUAUGAGGAAUUGUUCUGUCUUGAAAGCAAUAUCUCAUCAUAACCUUCAGGCAAAGCAUAUCCUCAUAGCCCGCAACCUUUCCUCACAACCUGAGCCAGGGUCUAGGGAUGCACUGCACACAGCACUGUUGGAGGUAGAUUAUGAAAAGAUUCAAUCUGAGAGAAA